UCUGCUUCCAAGGGUCUGGCUGGGCCUGGAUUGUGGUCAGAUGGCAGGAGAAGAGAACGUCAAGGAAGAGCUCAGAUCCCAGGAUGCUUCCAGCAACUUGAGCCAGCAUGAGGCAGCAGGGCAUCCACAUUCCUGGUCUCUGGAGAUGCUGUUACGCAGAUUGAGGACUGACCACACCAAGCAGGAUGACAAGUUUGCCAACCUCCUGGAUGCGGUGGGGGAGUUUGGCACAUUCCAGCAGAGGCUAGUGGUCCUCACCUUUAUCCCCAGCAUCAUGUCAGCCUUCUUCAUGUUUGCUGGCUACUUCGUGUUCACAGCCCAAAAGCCCUAUUGCAACACCAGCUGGAUCCUGGCAGUGGGCCCCAACCUGUCUGAAGCUGAGCAGCUGAAUCUGACCAUACCCCGAGGACCCAAUGGCAGUUUCCUGAUGUGCCUCAUGUACCUUCCUGUGCCUUGGAAUCUGGAUUCUAUCAUCCACUUUGGCCUCAAUGACACAGACAAAUGCCAAGAUGGGUGGAUCUAUCCUGACGCUAAGAAGAGAUCGCUGGUCAAUGAGUUUGACUUGGUAUGUGACGCGGAGACGAAGAAGGACACUGCACAUAUCAUGUUCAUGGCAGGAAUCCUGAUAGGCUCUCUCAUCUUCGGGCUCAUAACUGACAAGAUGGGCCGCUACCCUGCCAUCCUGCUGUCACUGCUGGGGCUGAUCAUCUUCGGCUUUGGGACAGCCUUCGUGAACAGCUUUCACCUGUAUUUGUUAUUUCGCUUUGGCAUCUCGCAGUCAGUGGUGGGCUACUCCAUCAGCAGCAUUUCUUUGGCCACUGAGUGGUUAGUGGGCGAGCACCGGGCCCACGCCAUUAUCCUGGAACACUGCUUUUUCGCUGUUGGGGCCAUGUUGCUGACGGGGAUCGCCUACAGUCUUCCCCACUGGCGGCUGCUGUUUCUGGUGGGUGGGGUACUUGCGGUCCCCCUCAUCUCCUAUAUCUGGAUUCUCCCGGAGUCCCCACGGUGGCUGAUGAUGAAAGGGAAGGUGAAGGAGGCCAAGCAGAUGCUGUGCUACGCUGCAAGUGUGAACAAGAAGACCAUUCCUUCAAAUCUGCUGGACGAGCUGCCCAGAAAGAAGGUGACUCAGGCCUCUGUCCUGGACUUCUGUAAGAAUAGGCAGCUCUGCAAGGUGAUCUUGGUGAUGAGCUGCGUGUGGUUUACCGUCAGUUACACCUAUUUUACGUUGAGCCUGAGAAUGAGAGAGCUGGGCGUGAGCGUCCACUUCAGACAUGUGGUCCCCAGCAUCAUGGAGGUGUCUGCCCGGCUGUGCUGCAUCUUUCUCCUCCAGCAGAUUGGGAGGAAGUGGAGCCUGGCUGUGACUCUCCUCCAAACCAUCAUCUGGUGCUUGCUUCUCCUUUUCCUCCCUGAAGGGGAGGAUGGCCUCAGACUCAGCUGGCCACGUUGUCCGGCCACAGGGCUGAAAUCCAUGACGAUCUUGGUGCUCACACUUGGAGAGUUCAGCCUGGCCGCCACUGUCACUGUGUUCUUCCUCUACACCGCCGAGCUCCUCCCCACUGUGCUCAGGGCGACAGGUCUGGGGCUGGUGUUUCUGGCCUCGGCGACUGGAGCCAUCUUGUCCUUGACAAUCAUCAACCAGACCCCCUCCUUCCUGCCCAUCUUUCUCUGCUGCGCCUUAGCCAUCGUGGCCUUUUCCCUCUCCUUCCUGCUACCGGAAACGCGAGAUCAGCCCCUCUUCGACAGCCUGGACCACUCCCCACAGAUGAGGAAUAAGGUUAAGGACAUGACGCCUGAGGAUACGUCAUCUGAUGAUAUGUCAUCUGAUGAUAUGUCUGAAGAAGCGGCCAAGAACGUCAUUCUCAAUGCCCAGAUCCUGAGAUUGGCCCCAUACCCUGUCUCCAAACCUGCCUAGGAUCAAUAAAGAGGAAGCAAACAUCCAGGCUCCCCGAGGCCCAGGCCCCCAGACCAUCUUGGGUUGGAAUUGAGUGGCCAAGUAUGGGGUCGUGGAUUCCAGGCCACAGAUUCCAGGCCCAGUUCAGUCUGUGGGGCAGGAUCAGUCCUGCUCCCGGACCAGCACUUGACAUUAAAAAAAAAUGGCCGCCCUUCUGCGGGAGCCCUGCUGUGAUUCAUUCCAAUAAAGGUACAAUGUUGGUCUUGA
Molecule: messenger RNA, 2158 nt
Organism: Mandrillus leucophaeus (drill)
Lineage: Eukaryota; Metazoa; Chordata; Mammalia; Primates; Cercopithecidae
Gene: SLC22A14
Product: solute carrier family 22, member 14
Exons: 11
Coding region: 41-1912 (623 amino acids)
Biological process (GO): transmembrane transport
Cellular component (GO): membrane
Molecular function (GO): transmembrane transporter activity
Source: RefSeq, a predicted model, not a curated record